AUGCAUCGUCCUUGUCCUGAUGACUGUGAAUUCAACCAUUUAAUGAUUUCCUUGUUAAUGAUGAGAGUGAAAGCUUUAUCAUCAGAGCAUAAUCAAUGGGAAAACAGAAAUCCUGAAUUAGUUUUUGACAGUCCAAAUGUACUGUUAUCAUUAGGAAAAGAAGAGUUGCAAAACGUAAAGGAGGAUCUUGAAAUGCUGCUCUCUGCAGUUCAGGCAAAGAAUAAGCAACUGGAAGAAGAUCUGGAAAGAGAACAGCAGUGGGAAGAUGAACAGAAAGAGAUACUACAUUGUCUUGCUGGAAUUAAAGAAGAGAUAAAAAAGCAAGUUGAAAUAGCUUCCAUGAGAAGGUAUUUUUACAAGUAAAGCUCAUUGAAUGAAUUGCAAAGCGAAGUGUGCACACUACAGAUACAUAAAGAGAAACUCUUGACUGAUUUUGCUGAAUUCCUAGGAAAACAUUUUCCCCAUCCGGAGAAAGGCAGAAAGGCAAGAAAGCAGCAAUUUCAUGAAGAGCCAGAAGUAGAACUGAUAACACUGCAUCAAAUUUUAGAGGUUCUUAUGAACAAAUUAUUGAACACACCACAUGAACCAUAUGUAAUGAUCACCGACUCAUUUUGGCCACCUUAUAUAGAGCUGCUGCUGCGAUACGGAAUUGCUCGGAGACAUCCAGAAGAUGCAAGCAGAAUACGUCUGGAAGCCUUUCACCUGUAG
This is a messenger RNA of Dryobates pubescens (Downy woodpecker), 708 nucleotides long. It is a transcript of the gene CENPK, whose product is annotated as centromere protein K. Gene Ontology annotation, cellular component: nucleus. Gene Ontology annotation, biological process: kinetochore assembly; mitotic sister chromatid segregation. The record is from RefSeq and is a predicted model, not a curated record. The transcript has 8 exons. NCBI's taxonomy places the organism in Eukaryota, Metazoa, Chordata, Aves, Piciformes, Picidae.